AUGAACAAGAAGAGGCUCUCGACCGAGGACAAGAUCCACAUCGUGUCGCUCUUCUACGGGUCCUCGCGAGACCGCGCGACGCGGGUGAGCCAGAGCCACAUCGCCAAGAUGUACGGGAAGAGCCGGGCGGCGAUCAGCAAGAUCCUGAGGGCGGAGCAGGCUGAUCCCAAUCGCAUUGAGGCAGGUUUCAUGUUUGAUCAAUGCGAAAAUUAUCUUUUCGAGGAAUAUGAGAAGGUGACUAAGACAGAGACGAAUGGUGUGCUGAGAGGCGACAGGAAACGCCAGAAGGCUGUGAGAUCCGAGACCUAA
Guillardia theta CCMP2712 is the source of this 309-nucleotide messenger RNA. RefSeq lists its product as hypothetical. The transcript has 3 exons. The record is from RefSeq and is a predicted model, not a curated record. The coding region runs from base 1 to 309 and encodes 102 amino acids. NCBI's taxonomy places the organism in Eukaryota, Cryptophyceae, Pyrenomonadales, Geminigeraceae.